GAUUGGGUUGUACCCAAAUGCAUAAGCGCACCUUCAUUUCUGCACUUUGCCCCAAAUUAGGGUUUUUGAUCUCUCACUCUCACUCUCUGAGUUACACAUAAACCACACUGAGAGCUCCCCAUAGCCGAGAGAAAGAUGUGGAGGUCUGUUGUGACAGCAAGAGCUUCUCUUUCGACACAGGCGGCACAGAAGCUGUGUGCAACUCGAAACCAUAAGGUGCUUUCCUCUAAAACCCUAACACUAGUUGAUCAAUCUCCUCAUUUUCCGACCAGAUCCUCUCUCUGCCAAACCCGUAGGUUCCUUUCUCAGCUCUCAGAAAACCCUAGUGAUUCUGAUUCAGCUGAAGGACAACAGCUAUCAGUGGAAUUUGGUGAAAAUGGUGAUACACAGAGGGAAAAUCUUACCCCUGGGAAUGGGCUUGUUGGAGAGGAAAAGGGUGAUACUCAGAUGAACAUUUUUCCCCCCUCUGAUGUAGAGUUGGGGGAAGUGGAAGAGGUUUAUGAGAUUGAUUUGGAGCAGUUGGAGAGUUUAUUGUCUCUUCUUCAGAGCAGUGCUGAUGGGUGUCUUGAGUCUAGUUUUGAUGGUUUAAAUUUGACUUUACAUCCAGAGUUUGUGAUUAAAGUAGUUGAAACCCCACUUGUUUUGGGUGAGAAUUUGAUUAGGUUUUUCAAGUGGGCGUUGAAGGAGAAACCCGACUUUGGUGUCACUACGCACAUACUGGAUGCACUUGUUCGAGCGACAUGUAGUGGCCUCGUUAGGAAGAGAGAUGUGUAUUAUUUGUGGGAUUUAGUUAAGGAGGUUGGUGAGAAGGAGAACACUGUGGUGCAUGUGGAAAUUCUCAACGAAUUGAUAUCUUCAUUCUCAAAAUUGGGUAAAGGGAAAGCUGCUUUGGAGGUGUUCAACAAGUUCGGUGAUUUUGGAUGUGUCCCAAAUGCAGAUACAUAUUACUUUACAAUUGAAGCACUUUGCAGGCGUUCAAUUUUUGGUUGGGCUCAGUCUGUUUGUGAGAAGAUGCUUGAUGCGGGAAUCUUGCCUGAUGGUGAGAAAGUCGGUAGGAUCAUAUCCUGGUUUUGCAAGGGUAAAAAAGCUAAAGAUGCCCAUUUGGUUUAUUCCUCGGCGGCGAAUGUGAAGAAGCAGUACCUGCCUCCCGGUUCGGUUGAUUUUUUGAUCAGUUCACUCUGUAGGGAGGAUGAAACCGUUAAAUUAGCUCUAGAUAUGUUAGAUGAUUUUGCUGGUGAAGCACGGAAAUAUGCGAUUAAGCCCUUUUCAGCUGUUGUUCGAGGUUUGUGUAGAAUAAAGGAUGUCGAUGGGGCCAAAAAAUUGCUUCUUGAGAUGACAAUGAAGGGGCCACCUCCAGGAAAUGCAGUUUUCAAUAUGGUAAUCAAUUGCUAUUGUAAGGCUGGGGAUAUGGGAGAGGCAAUUGAGAUGAUGAAUCUAAUGAAGAGUAGGGGGUUGAAACCAGAUGUGUAUACUUACACUGUUAUCAUGAGUGGUUAUACAAAUGGAGGUCGGAUGGAGGAGGCUUGUAAAAUAUUAUCCGAAGCCAAAAACAAGCACCCCAAAUUGAGUCCUGUGACUUACCAUACACUCAUCCGUGGGUAUUGCAAACUGGAAGAAUUUGAUAAGGGUUUAAAGUUGUUGCGCGAGAUGAAAGAUUCUGGGGUCCAACCUAAUGUUGAUGAGUACAAUAAGUUGAUCCAAUCUCUUUGCCUCAAGGCCUUGGAUUGGGAAACUGCAGAAAAACUACUUGAAGAAAUGAAGGAUAAUGGCUUGCAUCUCAAUGGGAUCACACGGGGUCUUAUAAAAGCUGUGAAGGAACUGAAGGAGGAGAAAAUAGAGACUGAGAAUGUAGUUGCAGAAUCCUAAAAUGGUCAUCUGGUUUUUGGUAUGUGGAUGUUAUGAUGAAGACUGGGGAAAUAAAGUGAAGCUUUGCGGUUUAUUUUGUUCA
Prunus mume (Japanese apricot) is the source of this 1948-nucleotide messenger RNA. RefSeq names its product Tetratricopeptide repeat (TPR)-like superfamily protein. The record is from RefSeq and is a predicted model, not a curated record. NCBI's taxonomy places the organism in Eukaryota, Viridiplantae, Streptophyta, Magnoliopsida, Rosales, Rosaceae. Gene Ontology annotation, molecular function: protein binding.